Molecule: messenger RNA, 4726 nt
Organism: Delphinapterus leucas (beluga whale)
Lineage: Eukaryota; Metazoa; Chordata; Mammalia; Artiodactyla; Monodontidae
Gene: JAK2
Product: Janus kinase 2
Biological process (GO): growth hormone receptor signaling pathway via JAK-STAT; intracellular signal transduction; erythrocyte differentiation
Cellular component (GO): membrane; cytosol; cytoskeleton
Molecular function (GO): ATP binding; non-membrane spanning protein tyrosine kinase activity; histone binding
Source: RefSeq, a predicted model, not a curated record
CCAGACAGUGUCGCCUGCGGCGCUGGGAAGACGGUGUGGCUUGGAAGAGGGUGGAGACGACGACUGUGACGGGCUUCCCGGCUGCCCGAAGUGGGAGUGGUGUGGGCUGCCGGAAGGAGAGAGGAAGAGGAGCAGAAGGGGGCAAGCAGCGGCCUCCGCUAACGGCCUCCCGGGGCGCUGAGAGGCUGGGCCGGCUCCCGGCUCGCUCGUCAGUUCGUGCCGCCGCCUCGGCCCCUCGGCCCCGGGGCCCGGACUUGCGGCGCGCGUCGGGGCGGAGGGCUGCUAUCGCCGCGCAGGGAGAGGCCCGGUCCUCGCCGCCGAGGGAUGUGAGUGGGAGCAGAACCCGCACGGGAGGGCCCCCGAGGGCCCAGCCUGGCGGACGCUUGGACCCUUGCCCGCUCCAGGGGCUUCGAAGAUCGUGGCCAGGCGGAGGCGCCGGGUUUCGGAAGCAGGCAAGGCAACAAGAUGUGACCUGUUUCUCUUCUGCAGAAGAGGCCCUUCCUCCCCUUCCCGCGAAGGCAAAUGUUCUGAAAAAAGACUGCAUGCGAAUGGCAUGCCUUACAAUGACAGAAAUGGAAGGAACAUCCUCAUCUCCUGUACAUCAGAAUGGUGAUAUUCCUGGAAAUGCUAAUUCUGUGAAGCAAAUAGAUCCAGUCCUACAGGUCUAUCUUUAUCAUUCCCUUGGAAAAGCUGAGGGGGAUUAUCUGAAGUUUCCAACUGGGGAGUAUGUUGCAGAAGAGAUUUGUGUUGCUGCUUCUAAAGCUUGUGGAGUCACACCUGUGUAUCAUAGUAUGUUUGCUUUAAUGAAUGAAACAGAAAGGAUCUGGUAUCCACCCAACCACGUCUUCCAUAUAGAUGAAUCAACCAGGCACAAUGUACUCUACAGAGUCAGAUUUUACUUUCCUUACUGGUAUUGUAAUGGCAGCAACAGAACCUAUAGGCAUGGAAUAUCUCGAGGUGCUGAAGCUCCUCUUCUUGAUGACUUUGUCAUGUCUUACCUUUUUGCUCAGUGGAGGCAUGAUUUUUUGCAUGGAUGGAUAAAAGUACCUGUUACUCAUGAAACACAGGAAGAAUGUCUUGGGAUGGCGGUGUUAGAUAUGAUGAGAAUAGCCAAAGAAAAGGAUCAGACCCCCCUGGACAUCUAUAGCUCUGUCAGCUACAAGACAUUUUUACCAAAAUGUGUUCGAGCAAAGAUCCAAGACUAUCAUAUUUUGACAAGGAAGCGAAUAAGGUACAGAUUUCGCAGAUUUAUUGAGCAAUUCAGCCAUUGCAAAGCCACUGCCAGAAACUUGAAACUUAAGUAUCUUAUAAAUCUGGAAACUCUUCAGUCUGCCUUCUACACAGAGCAAUUUGAAGUAAAAGAACCUGGAAGAGGUCCUUCAGGUGAGGAGAUUUUUGCAACCAUUAUAAUAACUGGAAACGGUGGAAUUCAGUGGUCAAGAGGGAAACAUAAAGAAAGUGAGACACUGACAGAACAGGAUUUACAGUUAUAUUGUGAUUUUCCUGAUAUUAUUGAUGUCAGUAUUAAACAAGCAAACCAAGAAGGCUCAAAUGAAAGCAGAAUUGUAACUAUUCAUAAGCAAGAUGGUAAAAGUCUAGAGAUUGAACUUAGGUCAUUAAGAGAAGCUUUGUCUUUUGUGUCAUUAAUUGAUGGAUAUUACAGGUUAACUGCAGAUGCACAUCAUUAUCUUUGUAAAGAAGUAGCACCUCCAAUGGUGCUUGAAAAUAUACAAAGCAACUGUCAUGGCCCAAUUUCAAUGGAUUUUGCCAUCAGUAAAUUGAAGAAAACUGGUAAUCAGACUGGACUCUAUGUACUUCGAUGCAGUCCUAAGGACUUUAAUAAAUAUUUUCUGACUUUUGCUGUUGAGAGAGAAAACGUCAUUGAAUAUAAGCACUGUUUGAUUACAAAAAAUGAGAAUGGAGAAUACAACCUCACUGGUACUAAGAAGAACUUCAGUAAUCUUAAAGAUCUUUUGAAUUGCUAUCAGAUGGAAACUGUUCGCUCAGACAGUAUAAUUUUCCAGUUUACUAAAUGCUGUCCCCCAAAGCCAAAAGAUAAAUCAAACCUUCUAGUCUUCAGAACCAAUGGUAUUUCUGAUGUACCAACCUCACCAACAUUACAGAGGCAUAAUAAUGUGAACCAAAUGGUGUUCCACAAAAUCAGAAAUGAAGAUUUGAUAUUUCAUGAAAGCCUUGGCCAAGGAACUUUUACCAAAAUUUUUAAAGGUGUAAGAAGAGAAGUAGGAGACUAUGGUCAACUGCAUGAAACAGAAGUUCUUUUAAAAGUUCUGGAUAAAGCACAUAGAAACUAUUCAGAGUCUUUCUUUGAAGCAGCAAGCAUGAUGAGCCAGCUUUCUCACAAACAUCUGGUUUUAAAUUAUGGAGUAUGUGUCUGUGGAGAGGAGAAUAUUCUGGUUCAGGAGUUUGUAAAAUUUGGAUCACUAGAUAUAUAUCUGAAAAAGAAUAAAAAUUCUAUAAAUAUAUUAUGGAAACUUGAAGUGGCUAAACAGCUGGCAUGGGCCAUGCAUUUUCUAGAAGAAAAAACCCUUAUUCAUGGGAAUGUGUGCACCAAAAAUAUUCUUCUUAUCAGAGAAGAAGACAGGAAGACAGGAAAUCCUCCUUUCAUCAAACUUAGUGAUCCUGGCAUUAGUAUUACAGUUUUGCCAAAGGACAUUCUGCAGGAGAGAAUACCAUGGGUACCACCUGAAUGCAUUGAAAAUCCUAAAAAUCUAAAUUUGGCAACAGACAAAUGGAGUUUUGGUACCACUUUGUGGGAAAUCUGCAGUGGAGGAGAUAAGCCCCUGAGUGCUUUGGAUUCUCAAAGAAAACUACAGUUUUAUGAAAAUAGGCACCAGCUUCCUGCACCAAAGUGGACAGAAUUAGCAAAUCUUAUUCAUAAUUGUAUGGAUUACGAACCAGAUUUUAGACCUUCUUUCAGAGCCAUCAUACGAGAUCUUAAUAGUUUGUUUACUCCAGAUUACGAACUAUUAACAGAAAAUGACAUGUUACCUAAUAUGAGAAUAGGUGCCCUAGGGUUUUCUGGUGCUUUUGAAGACCGAGACCCUACACAAUUUGAAGAGAGACACUUGAAAUUUCUACAGCAACUUGGCAAGGGUAAUUUUGGCAGUGUGGAGAUGUGCCGGUAUGACCCUCUACAAGACAACACUGGAGAGGUGGUGGCUGUGAAGAAGCUCCAGCACAGUACUGAAGAGCACCUCAGAGACUUUGAAAGGGAAAUUGAAAUCCUUAAAUCCUUGCAACAUGACAACAUUGUAAAGUACAAGGGAGUGUGCUACAGUGCUGGCCGGCGUAAUCUAAGAUUAAUUAUGGAAUAUUUACCAUAUGGAAGUUUACGAGACUAUCUCCAAAAACAUAAAGAACGGAUAGAUCAUAAAAAACUUCUUCAGUACACAUCUCAGAUAUGCAAGGGUAUGGAGUAUCUUGGUACAAAAAGGUAUAUCCACAGGGAUCUGGCAACGAGGAAUAUAUUGGUGGAGAAUGAAAACAGAGUUAAAAUAGGAGAUUUUGGCUUAACCAAAGUGUUGCCACAAGGCAAAGAAUACUACAAAGUGAAAGAACCUGGUGAAAGUCCCAUAUUCUGGUAUGCGCCAGAAUCACUGACAGAGAGCAAGUUUUCUGUGGCCUCAGAUGUUUGGAGCUUUGGAGUGGUUCUGUAUGAACUUUUCACAUAUAUUGAGAAGAGUAAAAGCCCACCAGCGGAAUUUAUGCGUAUGAUUGGCAAUGACAAACAAGGACAGAUGAUUGUGUUUCAUUUGAUAGAACUCCUGAAGAAUAAUGGAAGAUUACCAAGACCAGAUGGAUGCCCAGAUGAGAUUUAUGUAAUCAUGACAGAAUGCUGGAACAAUAAUGUAAACCAACGCCCCUCUUUCAGAGACCUAGCUCUUCGAGUUGAUCAAAUAAGAGACAGCAUGGCUGGAUGAAAGAAAUGAACUUCACUCUGAGACCAAAAUAGACUUACAGAACAAAGUGUUGUAUUUCACAUUACUGUGGACUGUUACUACAUAUAUCAUUAUUAUGUAUAUCAUGACUUUAGCCAGCAAAAGUGUGGAAAUGUCUGCUCAGAGCUUUCAAAAGUUUAGUGAGUUUUUCUUCAUGAGAACACCAGCCAAAGACACUGAUGAAAAGUCCUUAGCAAAGAGUUUUGUAAAAAGUUUCGUGAACCUAAUCAGUCAGUUAAUAUCACCUUUGGCAAAAGAAGAAACUUAGACUUUUUUCAACUCAGAAUUAUGAGAGAUGAAAAAAUUGUAAAUGUUUAAUAUGCACAGAAUACGUAUGUACAGUUUUUACCACAGUGAAUGUAUAAUACCUUGGCAUCUUGUGUGAUGUUUUACACAGGAGCUGGUAUUCAUAAAUAAUGUUUUCUAAUUUUUCCAUAGUUGAUCUGUAAUAACUUCACUGUACAAAUUAAGAUGCUCAGAUAAUUGAAUAAGCACCUUUGUGUCCUUGUUCAUCUAUAUCACUGGCCAGCAAUAUAAGCAGGAGUAUACUUUUAGCUUGUUGUUCUAUGUACUGUAAAUAUUUUUCAAAGCAAAGGAACAAAUGUUUAGUUUUAUUUGUAUAGGGAAUUUCCCUGACUCUAAAGAAUACAUUUUGAAAUGGAACAAGUUUACAAAGAUAUAACACAAUCUAUUUUCUUAUUUCUCUCCCUUGUAUCUGUUUGUGGUGAGUAUGUUUUUUAAAUAGAACUAUCUCCAGGCUUUUCUAA